UAAAUACUCCUGUCAAACCAAAGCGCAACUGCAAUCUCACUGUUGUCUCGACACUGCCGCGCCUAACAACUUUAAAACACACAAAAACCCACUUCCGGAACGACACAAGUUUUAAGAUGUCCAACCCAGCCGCCGAAACCUCGUCGUUUAUGACCGAUUUCCUCCGCCAAUCAGGUGGCGUUGCCAUUAUCGACGGCGGUCUCGCGACGGAGCUCGAACGGCAUGGGGCUGACCUCAACGAUCCCCUCUGGAGCGCCAAAUGUCUCCUUACUUCCCCUCACCUCGUCCGUGCGGUACACCUUGACUAUCUUGAAGCUGGUGCAGAUAUUAUCAUCACAGCAUCUUAUCAGGCCACCAUUCAGGGAUUCGAGGCAAAAGGUUUUUCCAGAGGAGACAGCGAAGCCUUGCUCAGGAAAUGUGUGGUAAUUGCUUGUGAGGCACGGGAUAUAUAUUAUGGUAGAUGCAGAGAAGGUUCUCCUGAUGGAAGUGAUGAUGGUAGGGUUCUGAAACAUCGACCUAUUUUAGUUGCAGCUUCUGUUGGAAGCUAUGGAGCUUAUUUAGCUGAUGGAUCCGAGUACAGUGGGAAUUAUGGUGAUGCGAUUACCCUUGAAACCUUGAAAGAUUUUCAUCGCAGAAGAGUACAGAUCCUAGCAGAAUCAGGUGCUGACCUCAUAGCAUUUGAAACAGUUCCAAAUAAGGUAGAAGCUCAGGCAUAUGCCGAGCUCUUGGAGGAAGAAGACAUAAAGAUCCCUGCAUGGUUCUCUUUUAACUCUAAGGAUGGCAUUAAUGUAGUCAGCGGUGACUCUUUGCUUGAAUGUGCCUCCAUUGCCGAAUCAUGCAAGAAUGCAGUUGCUGUGGGAAUCAACUGCACGCCUCCUAGGUUUAUUCAUGAACUGAUUCUGUCCAUUAAGAAGGUGACCACGAAACCGAUACUUAUUUAUCCCAACAGCGGUGAGAGUUACGAUGGCGAUCGAAAGGAAUGGGUGCAAAAUACUGGCAUAUCGGAUCAAGAUUUUGUAUCAUAUGUAAACAAAUGGUGUGAGAUCGGGGCUGCUCUUGUUGGAGGCUGUUGUAGAACAACUCCUCAUACUAUCAGAGCCAUAUACAAGACUCUUCCCAAUAGAUCUGCUGCUCUAUCCUCGCAGUGACCACGGAGAGGAUAAUGUAAUUCCAACCCCAAACAUGGAUGCUGAAAAGGGCUUUGCAUGGUCUGAGAUUUUUUCCCUGGUGUGGAGAGAGUCUAACCAAAUCUAAUCAAGGCCUGGGUUGAAGUUUUGUAGACGAUGAGGUUUCUAUUUCAUGAGCUACUUGUAUUGAGAAAGUGACUCCUGCUGAACUCUUUCUGACCCGAGGAUCCAUAGCUUCUUCGUAUUUUUUUUUAUAUAUAUAAAUACCGGUGCAAGGCUGACCCGAGGAUCUACGGUCUUGGUUUCUGUAUUGUUGGAAGACAUUAUUUCAAGUUGAAUAAGGUAUUUCAAAUCACCAUCUAAUAA
Messenger RNA from Populus nigra (black poplar), 1493 nucleotides. Its product is annotated as homocysteine S-methyltransferase 2-like. The transcript has 7 exons. Bases 117 to 1148 code for a protein of 343 amino acids. Lineage: Eukaryota; Viridiplantae; Streptophyta; Magnoliopsida; Malpighiales; Salicaceae. Gene Ontology annotation, biological process: S-methylmethionine cycle. Gene Ontology annotation, molecular function: zinc ion binding; S-adenosylmethionine-homocysteine S-methyltransferase activity. The record is from RefSeq and is a predicted model, not a curated record.